ACAAGAGCCUCAAACUUAAACAUCUUCCUCUCAAACAUAAUUGUAUAGGGAAGAUGGUUAAGGUUUAUUUCUUUGUUAUUUCUCUCUUAUUACUUGUUCUUGUAAAGCCAAAUGAGGCAUAUAGUGUGGUGGCUUUCGGGGCAAGGGGAGAUGGCCGGACCGACUCAACCCAAGCCUUCCAAAAGGCGUGGGCUUGGGCGUGUGGAUCGGUUAAGCGUGUUAUACUUGAUGUACCAUCAGGUAGAUUUGUGGUCCGACCUAUGUCCUUUAACGGACCGUGUAGAAAUCAUGUAACCUUAAGAAUGAGGGGUACAAUAAUUGGCCCAUCGGAUUACCGUGUGUUGGCACGUUCAAAUGUGUGGCUUAUGUUUUACAAUAUUUAUGGGCUAACUAUUAAUGGUGGUACCAUUGAUGCUGGAGGUCAUUCCUUUUGGUCAUGUAGGAAGCAUAAUGGAUAUUGUUACAAUGGAGCUCAGUCCAUAUCGUUUGUAUCAUGCGGUGGCAUAGUGGUACGUGGGCUAAAAUCAAUGAACAGCCAAAAGAGUCACAUGAGCAUCAAGAAUUGCAAUAAUAUGGCUCUAAGUUACUUGACACUAAGAGCUCCGGGCGGCAGCCCAAACACUGAUGGCAUGAACAUUCAAAACUCUAAUCGUAUUUCUGUUUACAACUCCGUAAUUAAAACAGGAGAUGAUUGUAUUGCCAUUGGACCUGGAACCAAAAACAUGGUUGUUAAUAAAAUUGCUUGCGGUCCUGGCCAUGGUAUAAGUAUUGGAAGCAUGGGCAACAGCUUACAUGAAGAUGGUGUACAAAACAUAGUUGUAUCGAACGUUGUAUUUUAUAGGACAACAUUUGGUGUUAGAAUCAAAUCAUGGGCAAGACCAAGCGACAGCUUUGUCCGUAAUGUCAUAUUUCGCAACAUCAUCAUGGAAAAUGUCUAUUAUCCCAUCCUCAUUGAUCAAAUAUACUGCCCUAAUAACCAAUGUCCUCGACAGAAUUCAGGAGUGAAGAUAAAUAAUGUGAGUUACAUAAACAUAAAGGGUACAUCGAGACGCAAAGAAGCAAUACAAUUUACUUGUAGUCCGAGUAAUCCAUGCAAAGGGAUCAAACUGCAAGAUAUCAGGUUAACCUUUGGGAGUAAACCAGCAAUUUCAACUUGCAGCUAUGCUCGCGGAUUUACUCAAGGAAAGGUCUCCCCUCGAAGUUGUUUUUAGACUUCGUUCCUUGGAAACAUUUCUUCCUUUGUCCGGGUGUAAUAUUACAUUCUCUCAUAUUUGUCCUCCACACGACCUCUGUACACAUGUUCAUAUGCCGAACACAAGUACAGGGGUCACCAAUCGAUACUUGAAGGCUUAUUAAGCAAUUAAGCCUUUCGUUUCAACUUGUAUACACUUCAAAGAAUGAUGGCUUACAACUAUAUAGCUCGUUUGUUGAUAUACUUUCAUGUAAACAAAAAACGAAAUAGCCUGACAUUGUGGUUUAUUAUAUCUUGAUGAUACUACGUGUAUCAUUAUCCAUGCUUUUAACCUUUGAUUUUGUUGUGUUGUAUUUGAAAAGUGUACUUACUUCAUUUGAAAGUCUUAAUAAAGUUUCCAUUGGAAAAAUGUUUAUGGAUUGACCAUGGGGAUUCAUAACCUUCAUACACAUUGUGAUAAAUUUUUAACUAGUCACUCUCACAUUAACAACUCAAUCCAUAAGGACUUUACACAUCUAUUACAAUCAGCUCGUCUUAUGCGCGGUUGGCCACUUGUAAAAUAAAUAAAGUACCCUCCUAAAACACUUAUCGACUGACCCUUGUAAUAUUGACCGAGUAAGUGAGUAACCCUUAUAACACUGACGAAGUAACUCUUGUAACACUGAUCGAGUAACCCCUAUAAUAUUAACAAAGUAAUCAUAAAAUGGUUGGCCACGCCGUAUGGCCAGCCACAUAUAAGAAUUUGUGCAUCUCUAUAUUAUA
Molecule: messenger RNA, 1954 nt
Organism: Chenopodium quinoa (quinoa)
Lineage: Eukaryota; Viridiplantae; Streptophyta; Magnoliopsida; Caryophyllales; Amaranthaceae
Product: polygalacturonase-like
Exons: 4
Coding region: 54-1211 (385 amino acids)
Biological process (GO): carbohydrate metabolic process
Molecular function (GO): polygalacturonase activity
Source: RefSeq, a predicted model, not a curated record